Molecule: messenger RNA, 409 nt
Organism: Chinchilla lanigera (long-tailed chinchilla)
Lineage: Eukaryota; Metazoa; Chordata; Mammalia; Rodentia; Chinchillidae
Product: gamma-crystallin C
Exons: 3
Coding region: 26-409 (127 amino acids)
Biological process (GO): lens development in camera-type eye; visual perception
Molecular function (GO): structural constituent of eye lens
Source: RefSeq, a predicted model, not a curated record
CUUGCACCGUCCGUGUCAACAGGCCAUGGGAAAGAUCACUUUCUACGAAGACCGGGGCUUCCAGGGCCGCUGCUACGAAUGCAGCACCGACUGCCCCAACCUGCAGCCCUACUUCAGCCGCUGCAACUCCAUCCGCGCAGGCUCCCACAGGAUGCGGCUGUACGAGAGAGAAGACCACAAGGGCCUCAUGAUGGAGCUGAGUGAGGACUGCUCCUGCAUCCAGGACCGCUUCCACCUCAGUGAGGUCCGCUCCCUGCACGUGCUGGAGGGCCACUGGGUCCUCUACGAGCUGCCCAACUACCGCGGACGACAGUACCUGCUGCGGCCCCAGGAGUACAGGCGGUACCACGACUGGGGGGCCAUGGAUGCUAAGGCAGGCUCUUUACGGAGGGUGGUGGAUUUAUACUAA